AAAUCACUUAAAAAAAACUCAGUCAACUGCCAAUUGUCAACAAAUGUCAAUUUCAUUGCAAUGUUUUGUGAAAAAGCUACCUGGCUAACAAAAAAUUUCAUGAAAAUUAGAAUAUAAAUUUUAUCUUAUUCACAAUUCGUUCUGAAGCUUAAUAUGUACCACGCUUCGAGAUCGGACGUUAGCCAGAUUGACGUGUCGUAAUUUUAUCAGUUAGGUAGUCAAAAAUAUAGUACUUGUUAGACAUUUCGCAAGUUAUAAUGUUUGCGAGUUUAAAAAGUAAAAUAAAAGAGGAAACAGGAAGUGACAUCAGUAAAUUGACCAGUAGUUGGAGAAGUGGUGGCUUUUUAGGAAGAAUAUCACUCAGAGAUGAUUCGUCAGCAACCAGCCCCUCGAGCUCUGGUGGUCUUGGAGACUCACCGGCUGAUUCCAUCUCUCCGCAAAUGGAAACAUACUUGUCGGAACGUACUGGGGGCCAGAUAGACCAAGCAGCAUUACAGCAACAGUAUUCUGUACAGCUAGAAAAUAAAUUAAGAGAAAGGGAUACUUAUUGGGAACAAAAAAUUGAAGAAUUGAAGUUGUCUCUAGCAACAGUUCAAGGUGAAGAAGCAGCAGCAGCUCAAGCUGUAGCUCGUGCGGCCCAAGCCGAGGCUGUAAGGGCUGCAAACGAACGCGACUUAGCUGAAAAACAUGUGAGCGAACUGCGGACACAACUAGCAGCUGCUGAAAGAGCCCAAGACAGGCUCGAUGAGCUGAUGGAAGAGUUGGAGCAGUCCCGUCGCGAGUGGGCCCGCGAACGAGCGGACCUACUCGCAGUGCGGGGCGAGAGCGAGGCACGCAUGCGCGACCUCGCCGACCAACUGGCGCUGGUGCAAGCCGCGCUGCCGCCUGACCACAAGCAUCACCACAUGGACGACGACGAUAAACGUGAAGUGACGCCGACCGCGUGCGCCGAGUACGACCGCGUGUGUCGCGAGCGUGCGGUACUAAAACGACAACUGCAGGAAACUAAAAUGGCGCUCGCCGAUGUCAAGACAUCGUGGAGCGGACAAAUAGCUUCUUUGGAGACUCAGGUGGCGCGAUUGUCGCGACAAGCCGGCGAAGAAGGAUCCGAGCGAAGAAGGGUUGAGAUAGAGAAAAAAGAGUUGCAAGAGAAACUUUCCAGUGUCGCCGCUGAUUUAGAAAAAUGUAGGCAGAAUUUAGCCAAUAGCGAGGCGAAGGAGAAGACAAUGGAGUUGGAAAAUCGGAUAGAAGAAUUGAACGAGGAAAACCGGCAGAUGCAUGAGUCCCUUGAGAAUGAGCGUAUAUUAGUGAAGAUACUGCAAGAGAAGGUGGAUAAAUCUAACAGGCUGUACGACGAGCAGAAAGCAGAAGUCAACCACCUGAACUCCGUUGUGAACGAGAUGCAACACGAUUACGUAGAUAUGCAGAGAAAGUUCGAGAAAGAAAAACGCGAGAAAGACGAAGCCUUGCUACGGAAUGCUCACAUGUCGCAGACAAUAGAGAUGGGCCAGUGCAACGUCAGGUACCAGGAGACCGAGAUCGCUGACCUCAAAGCAAAGAUAACAGAGUUGGAGGGACUUAUAUCUCAGCAUCGAGAGAACCAAGCAGAAUGCAUGUUAAUAAAACAAAGUGAAGAAACGCGUAAGAAAGAAAUUGAAGCGUUAAACAAAAGGAUACACGAACUAACAGAGAGCGAGGCUACACUAAAAAGUACUAUACAAGAAUUAGAAACUGAAAUCUGUGAUAAAAAUAAGAAAAUAAAGACUUUAGACAAUCGAAUAUCUGACAUGAAGAAGACACUCCAAAGAGAACUACAAAGUAGCAAAUCCGAUCUGACUUCGGCCGAAGAACAAGAUAUUAGCAGAAGGUACUUGAAGCACGUGGUGCUAAGGUUUCUAACCGGAAGGGAACUCGAAGCGAGACAGUUAACUCGUGCUCUGUCAGUCUUGCUCAGGCUGUCGUCACACGAGGAGGCCCUCCUGCGCUCUGCCUUUCCUCCCCGAACGGGCCUCUCCGCCUGGUUCCCAUCGCUCACCAACACUUGAUCAAGUGAGCCAACGACGCUGUUACAAUAAAGCUUUAAACGGCCAGGUCCCAGGUGUUUGUAGACACGACUGAUCAACUAUAGUCCGGACAACGACACACGAACUUUACGUAAGGUAGUUUAAUGUAGCUAUGAAGAGAACAAUACACCAACGAAUUAAUCACUACUUAUAUCAAUAAGGUAGAAGAGAUACUUCAUAAAUAUUAGUAAUUACUAUUGUGUAAUAUAAAUGAAAAAAAUAUGCAUGUAUCCAGUCAACGUGAGCGGCACACUCACACAAAUGUAAAUAUCAACAAUCGUUGUUGGUACUAUAGCUGUACAAACGCCUGUAUAUACGACGAUGCGUCUGUGCAGAUUUAAAAGAAUAUUUCAUGCAACUAAUUGUAAACAUUUAUAAUCGAAGUCAUAUGAUGCACUUGAAAAUGUACAGAUAUAUUUAUUUGUAGAUAAUAAAUGUAGGCGUUACGUUUUAUUUUUAAGAUUUUGAUAAUAUUAAACACAAAGCCCGACAUCAGAGGCAGAAGGUGGAAUCUAUAAUUUUUUUGUUUCUUAAAAUGUAUUCUUCUUUGAGCAUCAACCUCUGGAAAAAAAUAUAUAUCAAUAAACUCUAAAUAAUACGUAUAGGUAUACACGUAUGAAUAACUAAGCCGUUUUUAUCUAUUUUUUUAUUGUCUUUGCCCUUUGUAGGUAGACGAGUCUACGGGCCAGUUGAUGGUGAGUGGUUACCGUCGCUCAUGGACGUCAGCAAUACCAGGAGCAAAGCCAAACCGCUGCCUACCAAAAGUACCAGAGUACUCUCCGCAAGCCUCGCUUGAAAAAUGAGAUGUAGGGAUCAUCGCGAACAAUUUCUCAGACCGCUCUCCAUGGAAUAUACGGUACAAAAAAACAUAGAGAGAAGCAAAAUCCCUACGUAGACCCAGAGGAUCCGAAAACUUUUUUUUCAGGUCAAUGUGUUACACAAAACUCGUAAACUAGUGGUAGGGCGUCCUAUUCCAGCAUUGGUAAUUAUCGCUUAUUUCUGUCGCGAAACUGUCACGCAUUCCGAUUUGAACUGUAAACCGUAUUAGAAUACAGUCGAAAUUUCGACCUCAUGUUUCAACGUACGUGAAGUUGUGAUAUCUACGGGAACUUGACAGCAGGUUAGCUGUAACCUCGUUUGCCCAUUAAUGCAAUCAAAAAAUAUUUUAAUGUAAUCCGUACUUGAUACCUAUGUAAAAUUUAAAGUUAUACGAACAUUUUGAAGUUGUAAAUUAUUUAAAAAGAUUCCGUUACACAGCUACAAGUCAAACUAAUAAAUGAGUCGACUAUUAUCAAAGGCGGCAAUCUGACUUUUGGACAAUGAUUGGUAAAUCAGAAAAACGAAUUAUUGACUUUGUAUUCCAUCGGUAGUCACAAAACUCUUCAGAACGACAUCUUAGAUAAAUAACAGGUUAACUAUUAACCUUUAUUUAAUGCAGGUUUUGAACCGUAUUCUUUGAAGGAGACGAUUAUAUUCAAAUCAAUCUGUAUUGACAUAUCAAUAAUUUUUUUUUGUCCAAAUGCACAGAUUGCCACCUUUGAUAAUAGACGACUCAAAUGCGCAGAUAAAUGUGAAAUACAAUUUAGAAUUAUUGAUAUUCGACCUUACGUCUCUUAAUCUGUUGAAAACUUAAUAUUGUAGUAGAUUUUUUUUAUUGGCAAACAAAUUUUAUUUUUAUUAUUUUUACAAACCUCAAUAUUUCAAUGUUAUUCGUUGAUUUUCUAGAGAGGAACGUCAAAACGAGGGCGUGUUAGUUUAUGAUAUUAUAAAUUAUUUGCGUACAUUUUUAAGCUAUGAAAAGGAUCAAAGAAAAAUAUGGAAUGUUUAAAAGACAAUUUAUCAAUAUUUUCAAAAACUCUCAUUUGUGGAUAUUUGUUAAUAAAAACGAAUGUUAUUAUUUAUUUAACAUAACGAAUUAGAAAAAUAUUUUGAAUCGAAACGGCCGUGGCCUAGAGAUGCGACACAGUGUUGUCGGGCUAAAUCGACUAAUUCGACUAAUUCGCCUAUAAUCGGAUUCGAAUAUAAUUCUAAAUGAUUUUUCACAACGUGUUCACUAAAGACUUCCUUUUAUUUGGCAUCCUUUAACUGAAGACACGUCUCGCAUUCGUGUCAGGACAGAAUACGUUUUAAAAUACUAAUAUAGCGGGUACUUCGAGCCCAUUUAUUGAGGGGGCGGUGGCGUUAUUGUUAAGAUGUCUAUUAGCUUCGAUUGUGGUAGGUAGACAUCAUCAACACACGAUAUUUGACAGAUGCCUGAACCUCGCUUACGACAUUUUCAAGAUAAGCUUGCAUAUAUACAAAUUCUGAACAAGAACAUCCCUUUGUUGUUAAACCUCCCAAACCGAUAAUCGCCCAACACCGUUUUGAUGCCUUUUGUAAAUCCGUUUAAAAAAAUUAGGAGACAUUACUUGAGACAGCCCUACAGAGUACCUACGCGGUACCAGUGAUAAUUUACGUGUCACUUUGGAUAAUUAACGAAAUAUAUUUGAAAAUGCUACUACAUACUACAUAAAAUAGGCCAAAGAUUUUUCAAAUUACUUUUUUUAGUAUUGGCUUGAACGAUUUAAAAACUGUUUUUUAAUCACUAAAGUCGUUUGGGGUUGCCAAAUGCCAAUAUUGUGUAGUCUCAGAAAUAGAUUGCAAAUCUUUGAUAAUUUAUUUUGUAAAUUAUUAGUAAUUAUUGAAAUCCCGCCCUGUUUUGCACAAGUUAUUGCUAAAUAUGAGAAGACCAAGAAAACGUUGAAACUAACACUGAAGCUCUUGGUACUGUGUCACAAACCUAACCUGAAGUGCCAACAAAGCAUACGUGUCAAUCCUUUUUUUUGUAGCCCUUGUAGGCAGACGAGCAUACGGCCCACCUGAUGGCGAGUGGUUACCGUCGCCCAUGGACUGCAGCAGGGGCAGAGUCAAGCCGCUGCCUACCGUAAAUUACUCUCCACAAGCCUCGUUUGAAGAACACUACCGAAUAAACGACCUAUGUGCUUAGUGCGAGUUUUUUAACGUUUUCCAUAGCGUAGAAGUUACCUCGAAUUUGUAUGCAGUUCGAAUAGCGCCCCUAGCGGCAAACGUAGGAAAACUUUCCAACUCCAUACAAAUAUGAGUUAACUUUUACGCUAUCGAGAACGUUACAUAACUCGCACUAGGCACACUGAAAAUGAGAAGACGAGAAAAAUCCGCGCUUAGGUUUUCGAAGUAAGUAUUUAGCGUUUUAUAUAGUGCCUUUUUUAUUUGUAGUUUGGAACGAUAAGGCUUUUGUAGUUUGAAAGCUCUUGAGAUGACAACAAGUUUUUUAAGCACUAAAUGUUCCCGAAUAAGAUGGCAGCAAUGUACACGGUAUCGGAGCUUUAUCGAUUCAUUCGUAUAAGUCGUUGUCGGUAAAAAGUACAAUCAUAUUCAUUCCAUUCGUAUAUUUAAGAAUUAAUAACACAUUUUAGUUUUUAUUAAAGUAUUCGAUUUAGACGGUUUUUUUGUCUUCCCGCUGCAUGGUUGGACAAUAGGUGUAUUUUUAGUUAUCACUAUAUUUUGAAGUAUUUUUGUAUGCAUGUACCGUUGGUUACUACAUACUUAGAACAGGAGAAAUAUAAUAUUUACAAUUAUGUUUGUGAUAUUUUUCUAGUCUAAUUUCCCUUUGCUUAUUAGUGUUAUUAUAAAAUUUAAACAUUUAUGUGUAUUAAGCCAAUAAAUGUUAUUGUGUAAUAAAAUAUUUUUACGAUGUUUAAAAGUGCUUCGAUAUUUUUUUUUUCUGUAUGGUGGUAACUGUACUAUUUGUCAACAAAAACGAAACUCGGAAUUAUUAUUCUGUUGAUACGAUUUGUAGGCCUUUUAAAUUAUUUUGUAAAGUGAUGCCUUAUUAAUAUAAAAAUCCAGUUUGUUAUUUAAAAAAAAAAUACAGAUAAUGUUCGUUAUUAGUUUAGCUGACUUAAUUAAACAUAUGACGAGACAGUUUUUUAUUGUGUUAAAUUUACCUACUAUCAUUGUGCUUAGUGCGAGUUUUUUAACGUUCUCGUUAGCGUAAAAGUUAGCUCAUAUUUGAAUGGAAUGGGAUCGUUUGCGUACGUUUGCCGUUAGAGGCGCCGUCCCAACUGCAUACAAAAUAGGGUUAACUUUUACGCUAUCGAGAACGUUAAGAAACUCGCAAUAAGCACUCUGUAUGUAAUACAAUUAAAAUUCACGAAUACGAAGUAUACUCUUCAAAGACGUCUUGCCACGUAUAAAUUUCAUCCCGAAGUGUAAGAAAUAUUGUCAAUGCACCGUUCGCAUAUAUUAUUUUUUGAACAAAAAUGACUGACGAAGGUUUUGUUACAAAUUGCAGCACCGUACGAACAUUAUUCGACAACGCUAGAGAAAUAUAAUAAAUAAUUGCAAAAAAAUAAUAUUACAAACAAUAGAAAAAGUUUCCAACAAAGCACUGCCAAAAACUUUUAGGAAUAAGCACAAAUAGAUCUUGAUUUCCUGUGAAAUGGAUUCUGUAGUUGAACGUAUUUCGGAUAUAAUGUAAAUAUACAUUUAUUUAAAUAUUAGAAACAAUAUAUUUGUUGUUGGCAAUAAACUUAAAAAAAUAUAUGUCAAGAUUUUCUAAUAUGGCAAAAUAUUUUCUAAUUUCAUGUUUCGAUUGCAAACCCUAUUUACUGUUAACAUAUCGCCGUUUUAACAAUACAUAAUUAUGUAUAUCAGAUGUUAUGUUCUAUUGCAUAUUGUUGACGAAAGCUAUUUUGUGGAUUUUGAGAAAUAAAUACAACAUUAUGACGUAAAGAA
Molecule: messenger RNA, 6818 nt
Organism: Bombyx mori (domestic silkworm)
Lineage: Eukaryota; Metazoa; Arthropoda; Insecta; Lepidoptera; Bombycidae
Gene: Golgin97
Product: golgin subfamily A member 1
Exons: 13
Coding region: 258-2045 (595 amino acids)
Cellular component (GO): Golgi apparatus
Source: RefSeq, a predicted model, not a curated record